Molecule: messenger RNA, 1532 nt
Organism: Mytilus trossulus (common blue mussel)
Lineage: Eukaryota; Metazoa; Mollusca; Bivalvia; Mytilida; Mytilidae
Product: cholecystokinin receptor type A-like
Exons: 2
Coding region: 168-1406 (412 amino acids)
Biological process (GO): neuropeptide signaling pathway
Cellular component (GO): plasma membrane
Molecular function (GO): neuropeptide receptor activity
Source: RefSeq, a predicted model, not a curated record
UCAACUACGUCUUUUUUCUACGUAAAAUAUAUCAAACACAUGUUCAUAAUACAGAGCUGGUUAUAUCGUUUUGAGGCCGAGAUUAUUGCUAAGCAACUUAAGAAUUAACUAUUGUAUUGAAAUUGGAGAAAUAUAAUUAUGUCAAUUUAAAAUCAUCAGUAAACAAAAUGAAUAGUUCGAGUACUGUGUCCGAUUGGAACAGAGAUUUAGCCACACAACUGAUUCCUAAUUCUAUUUUUCUAGUGUUGUAUUUAUCUCUUGGUAUUAUUGGAAAUAGCUUGGUAAUUGCAGUUUACAGAUUCAGAAUGAAACAUCAAUCCGAGGACAGGUUCUUUAUUCCAGUAUUGGCGGUAUGUGACGUAACAGCUUGUACAGUGUGUGCGUCUAUGGCAAUUGCUUUAAACAUGAUGCAGGCAAAGUUCACAGGCAACAUUUUAUGCAAAUUUCUUUGGUUUUUUGCAGCGUCUACCACAUUUAUGUCAAUUUUGUUGCUGACUAUUAUAGCGAUAAAUAGAUACCUCAAAGUUUGUCGUCCUUUUGGAAAACAGAUGUCAACUUUUACCAAGAGGGCAGCACUGUUGUUUGCGUUUUGUUUUUCUUUCCUAUUAGGUGCACCUAGUGCAUUUCUCUAUGGAUCUGUAGAGUUUUCUAGUCCUGAUAUGAAUCUUACAGGACGCCGAUGUAGCAAGCUCAAAGAUGUCAGUAAGAUUGCAUCGCUCGCUUAUAGUGUACUAAUUGCAGUAGUUUUGUUGAGCGCUGUCAGUAUUCUUAUUGUACUAUAUGGAAAAAUUGGAUGCAAAAUUUUUACACACUUUAAACAUAGAAACAUAGAAAUAAAAGCCAUGAUUCAAACGACAAGCACAAGCGACUCUCGAUCACAAGACGUUGCAGCGACUCCAUCAACAGAUCAAGAUACUAUUAAACUAGACACGUCGUCUGAUCCACACCAACAUGCCGUUAUUGAAAGUCAUGACUUGCCAGCUGAAGACUGUAACAUUGAAAGUCAUGACUUUACAGCUGAAGACUGUAACAUUGGCACAGACUCAAAAUUACUAAACAGGGGCACAGAUUCAAGAAAUGAGAAUAAGAAAACACCAAAGCUUUUCACCUCUGAGGAACUAAAUCGAAACUCAGCUUUGUGCACGCCGUCUAUGUACAAAUUCACACUAAUGUUUAUGAUAAUAACUGUAAUAUUUCUUAUUUGCUAUAUUCCCAAAAUAUUUUUGAUAGCUAUGGAAGGUAGAGAUUCUCAGUUUUGGGAAAACCUCUCCAGUAGUGAGAGAGCUGGUUUACUCUUUCUGUAUCGAUUGUAUAUUCUAAAUAAUGUCGUUAAUCCAUUUAUUUAUGCUUUCAUGGAUAUGAAGUUUCAGAACGAGGCAAAGAAAUUACUUAAAUGUAUAUUAUAGAAAUCUCACAUCAUAAUUUAAAUGAUGUAAUACGAUUUUUAAUAUCAAGAUGCAAUUCGUAAGUCUUGAUGAAUUUAUCUGUGACAAUCUUAUAUAAAAGUACCAAAGAUGAUGAUGAAUAAAGGA